Messenger RNA from Penicillium soppii, 756 nucleotides. Its product is annotated as DUF2458 domain-containing protein. NCBI's taxonomy places the organism in Eukaryota, Fungi, Ascomycota, Eurotiomycetes, Eurotiales, Aspergillaceae. The record is from RefSeq and is a predicted model, not a curated record. The coding region runs from base 1 to 756 and encodes 251 amino acids. The transcript is spliced from 3 exons.
AUGAACAACAACACAUACAAUGCCGAGGACCUGAACUCAGUCCUACAGACUCUCUCAAGUCUAGCACCUCAGCCUCAAACUCAAAUCCCCCAGCAUACACCCACGCCUAAUUCACUAAAUUGUACAUCUUCAAGUACACAUGUACCAACAAGUCGCACUGAGGAUCCCCGCCAGUCACAACCUAGGCCAUCCUCCGUGCGCCCUUCAGUCUCUAAAUCUGGCACCGAUCCAUCAACCAUCACUACAUGGCCCGCGGCGCUACGCCAUGUCAUGCGCACCGUUAGCCAGAAUGAGGAGACUCAACUGCGCAUUCGUGGAAUGAUCCGCAGCCAGCACAGCCAUGAACGAAAUUGGUUCCAGGCCCGCGAGGCUUUGAUUAAACAGCAACAGGGCCGCCCGCAGAAGCAGAGGGAGUUGGAUGCUGUUUUGCGCUCGAUUGGUGCCCCUGUCAAAGAAGAUGAUGGCUCGACAGAGCAACAGCUUGCCGCAGAGAUAUCAGCCUACGAUCUCAAAGUCCAUGCAGCUGCUAUCAAGAUGUCAGACGCCCUUUUUGCUGAAUUACGAGGGAUGGGCAUUCCGUUCUUCACGCUCCGCAAGGAUCUAGUGCAGGAUUCGCCAAGUUCCGAAGGGUCUGGAGGUACUCUACGACAGAACCGGGCUGAUUCCACUGCAGCUUCGAUGCCAAUUACCAAGCCUGAGUUGAUGAAACUGCAGCAGCGUAUGCUAGAGCUACUGGAGGAUUUAUGCAAAGAGUAA